Messenger RNA from Heterostelium album PN500, 1368 nucleotides. RefSeq lists its product as uncharacterized. The transcript is spliced from 2 exons. Gene Ontology annotation, molecular function: hydrolase activity, hydrolyzing O-glycosyl compounds. The coding region runs from base 1 to 1368 and encodes 455 amino acids. The record is from RefSeq and is a predicted model, not a curated record. Lineage: Eukaryota; Evosea; Eumycetozoa; Acytosteliales; Acytosteliaceae.
AUGAAUAAAAAUAAUAAUAUCUUUAAGCUAUCGGUAUUAUCUGUUAUCUUUAUUCUUUCAUUGAGUUCAACACUCAUUGUGAAUGGAGAUAACGAUUUCAUUGUUGGUGUGUGCACCCACUUGAUGUCACCACCUGUCUCGCUUACCACUGUUACGCCACCAUUGGAUGCUGCCAUCGGAGCUGGAUUGGCAUCGGUGCGUGACACACCAUACUGGAGUUCUGUCGAGUUUGUAAAGGGUCAAUUAACCGAGAUCUACGAGUUCAAUGACUUUAUGGUUGCUCUCCAACCAAGAACAUCGCUCAGCAAGUUGUUCAUCCUCGGUAAUGGAAAUCAACAUUACAACAACGGCCAGAAACCACAAGGUACCAAUAUCACAGUUGCCUUUACCAACUAUGUCCAAUGGGUUGUAAACAAAUACAAAGGAAAAGUUCAAUUCUAUGAAGUUUGGAAUGAGUGGGAUUUAGAUGAUCCAGGAAAUCCAAAUACUGCAACUCACUAUAUGCAAUUGGCCAAUGCAGCAAUUCCAGUUAUUAGAGCUAACGAUCCAAAUGCCAAGAUUCUUGGUGGUUGUAUUACCUCUGAUGGUAUGGACCAAUUAUUUGGUGACCGUGUCAUUCAACAAGGUUUAGCUACAAAGGUCGAUGGUCUCUCGAUCCAUCCAUACAAUUUUUGUGGUGGUACCGACAACACUCCGGAGGUUUGGUUCCGUUGGGUCAACCUAACAAACACAAGAUGGACUGGUCUCAGAAAUGGUGUAGCCACUCCAUUGUACAUCACCGAAAUGACAUGGCCAUCAUCGCAUCCAUCGACUUGUGGAUCCACCCUUGAGAUUCAAGCUGCCUACUUGGCUAGAGUCUACUUCUUGGCACGUGUCAUUCCAAACAUCAAGGGUAUGUGGUGGUACGAUAUCUUUGAUGACGGUGUCGACUUUUACGAUCGUGAGCACAACUUUGGUUUGCUCGAUCACAAUUGGUCACCAAAGCCAGCGUACUUCACAAUGAAGUCGAUAACACCAUUCAUUUCCAACUACACCUACGACGCCACCAAGAGUGUCUUGGCAUCGGGUUCGCUCUACAAGCUGGCAUUCUACCGUAACUUGACUGGUGGUGCUCAACACAGAGUCAUUUCUGCCUGGUCAUCGAACAAUGCUGCCACCGUCACAACCACUCUCACCACACAAUCGGUGGUUCCACUCGAUCUAGUCAAAGUCUGGUACACCACACCAUACGCUAACAUGGAUGGUCAAUGGGUAAACUCUGGAUUCAAAUGGACCUGUGUUGGUUUUGACUGCACUGCAACUGUUACCGUCGGUAAAUUCCCAGUUAUCUUUGAUGUCACAGGUGUCAAAUGUGCAUGUCUUCCAUAA